Molecule: messenger RNA, 4107 nt
Organism: Toxotes jaculatrix (banded archerfish)
Lineage: Eukaryota; Metazoa; Chordata; Actinopteri; Toxotidae
Gene: ikbke
Product: inhibitor of nuclear factor kappa B kinase subunit epsilon
Exons: 21
Coding region: 453-2618 (721 amino acids)
Biological process (GO): peptidyl-serine phosphorylation
Cellular component (GO): cytoplasm
Molecular function (GO): protein serine/threonine kinase activity; ATP binding
Source: RefSeq, a predicted model, not a curated record
AUUUCCGCCAUUAUCGCCUGUAGACCAGAAUCCGCCCCGCGUGAAGCCCCAUACUUCCUAAAUCACACAGCGCAAUGCAACGCUGUCAGCCGCUGCCUUUGAAGAAACGCAUGAUCGGUCUGGCUCCUCGUAAGAAGGAAAGUUAGGUGUCAUUAACUUAAGCGGCAGGUCCUCCCCGUGCCUCACCUGUCGGGACAGCAGCAGUUCCGCAGGUAUGCAGCUGUUUGUCACGGCGUAGGCGUAGUUUUUCUUCAGGGAACUUGGAUUUACCGUAAAACCGGGAAGCAAUUCGACCGGUAACUGACAAGAGUAACGUUUAUUUUGACGCCAGACAUCGCGCGAUAAACGGCCGCGCGACGACACACAACUGUUGGAGUUUCCUAACGUUAGUACAACCUCACGUUGCUGACGCGUUAACUUACAGCACGGUUAACCGUGGAACCGGCUCCAGUAUGUCGGGGAUGACAGCCAGUACAACGAGCUACCUGUGGUCUUUACAGGAUGUCCUCGGCCAGGGGGCUACUGCCAGUGUGUACAAGGCUCGCAACAAGAGGUCGGGUGAGCUGGUGGCGGUCAAGGUGUUUAACAUGAUGAGCUACAGCCGCCCUCAUGAGGUCCAGAUGAGAGAGUUUGAGAUGCUGAGGAAGCUCAACCACAGCAAUAUUGUCAGGCUGUACACAGUGGAGGAGCUGCUGUCUAAGCAGAAGGUACUAGUGAUGGAGUAUUGUUCAGGAGGAAGUCUGCUCAGCCUGCUGGAAGAGCCAGAAAACGCCUUUGGCCUGCCUGAAACAGAGUUCCUCACUGUAUUGCAGUGUGUAGUUCAGGGGAUGAACCACCUGCGUGAAAAUGGAGUAGUCCACAGGGACAUUAAGCCAGGCAACAUCAUGCGGCAGGUUGGAGAGGACGGCAAGUCUGUUUAUAAGCUGACGGACUUCGGAGCAGCAAGAGAGCUGGAGGAUGAUGAGAAGUUUGUGUCUAUCUAUGGAACUGAAGAGUAUCUGCACCCAGACAUGUAUGAACGUGCUGUGCUGCGUAAGAGUCACCAGAAAUCCUAUGGGGUGAGUGUUGACUUGUGGAGUAUUGGUGUGACAUUUUACCAUGCUGCCACUGGGAGUCUUCCCUUCACACCGUAUGAGGGACCCCGCAGGAACAAGCCCAUCAUGUUCAAAAUAACUACAGAGAAACCAGUGGGUGCAAUAGCUGGAAUACAGCGGGUGGAGGGUGGACCUAUUGAGUGGCGCUACCAUCUACCUCACAGCUGCCAACUGUCACAGGGUCUGAAGGUGCAGCUAGUUCCAGUGUUAGCAGGUAUACUGGAGGCUGACCAGGAGAGGUGUUGGGCUUUUGACCAGUUCUUCACAGCCACAACAGACAUAUUGCAACGGCAGCCAGUUCACCUCUUCUCUCUGCAGCAGGCCAUGGCUCACUGUAUCUACAUAAACCACUACAACACGGUGUCAGUCUUCUUUGAGGAAGUGGCUUCUCAGACUGGCAUAGGGGUUCAGCAGCAACAUCUUCUGUACCAGGGUCAUGACCUCCCUCUGGAAGGCAACAUGAAGGUGGUCAACCUCCCGCGUACUUCACCUGAACGGCCCCUCAUUCUGCUCAGCUACGGGUCCGAAGCAAAGACCAGCCUGCCCUUCCGAGAACCAGAGACUCCUGUUAUCCCAUCCAGGUUUGACGUUAUGGCAGACUACAAUUUCUCCAAGGUGAUAGUAGGAGUGGUCCAUCAGUAUCUGAGGAUAGUACAGUUGCUGCAAACACACCGAGAGCUGCUACUACAAGGAUACUACACCUACAUGAUGAGGAUGCGCAGGCAGUGUGGAGAUGCCAUUCACAGUAUUGCGAUGAUCACCAUUAGACUGCAGUCCUGCCUCAACUUGGAGCACAGGGUUCACACACUUGGCUAUUACGCUUCAGAAAACCAAGGCUCAGCUGAUAACAGUCAAAGGCUGAAGCUGGUCCAUGAGCAUCUGCCUAUAUACACCAAGGGCAUCCAAGAGUUUCAGAGCCGACUGGACCACCUGCAGAUAGAGCAGGCCAAGCUAGCAGAGACCCUAGCUAAUGACAAGAGCUGUCAGAAGAUGGAGAUGCUGCUGCAGAAGAUUACAGCAAUUCAUCAGCAAUAUCGUAAAGACAGGCUUACUGGCAAGUUGGCAUAUAAUGACGAACAAAUCCACAAGUUUGAGAAAAUCCACCUGUUGUCCCACAUUAAGCGAGUGAAAUCUCUCUUAAGAGAGGACUGCGUGCUGAGAUACAAAGAGCUUUUGGCCUCAGCAAGGACAUGGAACAGUGUUUUACAGGAGAUGCAGACCCAACUGCAGGACUUCAGCUCUUUCUCGACAGGCUUGUUGGCAGACCUGGAUAUGAGUGAGCAGCGCCAGAAUAAGGCUGUGGACAGAAUCCUUUUCACUCUGCAGUCCAAAAGGGCAGGACAGCAGCCUGGAAUCACACCCAGGGACAAGGACCAGAUGGUCUCCAGGAUGCACCAUCUGAAGGAGGAAAUGGAGAUUUUGGUGAGGGAACUACAGUGUAACAACACCAUUAUAGAGAGUUUGGGAGCAGUGAACUCUGCAGCAGCUCUAGAGCCCAGCUUGGCCAGACCUUCCACACUGUGACAAAAGUGCAGCGCACAUAGUUUAAACUUACAGAUUCACAUCCACUCUCUCUCUGACAAACACCUUAUUUUAACUGCCGUUAAUGAACUUUUAUGGACAAUUUACUGGAUCCUCUUUCAAGGACCGACUGCAGUUGGCGUUAUAUGAAGAGGAAGCAACUGAAGACAAUCAAUAAAAUGUGAAUCUCAGUUUAAAGAUAAGAUGUAUCGACUGGAGAAGGAGGAAAUGCUACUGAUGGAUUCUGUGCGUGCGUGUAUGGUUGGCAACCGAGUACAGCAGUUCAAUACAAACCUCAUUAAUGCCUUUAGUGUUAUUGUAUUUCUAAUAGGCUGCCACAGUGAUGGACUGUCAGGAUAGAGAGAAAAAUGAAUGCCAAGUCAACAGCUAGUGCGUUUCUAAGGCUGUGUCUCUUCUUUGUCGCAGAGAAGAAGCACUGUUGAAUCUGGAGAACCUUUUACAUAAACAUUUAACCAGAUUGAAGCUAUCUCUUUCUCUGUGUACAUAUGAGUUUCUACGUCAGUGUGUUUGUUAAAGGAAGGGCCUUAGUGAUCUGCUGUGUUUUUCCUAACGCUUGAUCAGUCAAAUGUUUCAGUGUGACUCUCUUUUUAGGUUCACUUCAAGAGUAUCAUUGUGAAUUCAAUGAAUUAGCCUCAGCGCUUGAUUUCGUCAGUGAUGGUGAGGCUCUCUAAGCACAGUGCAGUACGGUGGUUCUGAAGUUAUUGUUGUUUCUGUUCCUGUUUAUGUUUAGCCAGUUCAUUUCUCUGGGUUUUAUCAUCUUUUAUUUUCAAACAAAAUCAGGGAAACUCAGCACUCACCACAGUGUCUCCUUUUUUAACAGAACUACAUGCGGUUAACACGGCCUUGUGACUGCAUAGAAAAUGUAUGAAACGAUAUCAGCCAGUGUGGUUAAUAAAGGUGGGGAAAUCCCAUGGGUUGUUAUUUGUUUAUGAAGAGGUCACAGGUGAUGCUUCUACGUUACUCACUUUUACUGUAUUUUCUUAAUAAUUUGUUUACAUAUUUUUAGCCUCAUUUGUUUUGUUGAAGGUACUAUAGGACAAAAAGUGAAAGUAACAACUUUUUACCUCUGUGAAGUUGAGUCACCGUGUUCUGAGAAGUUAGUAAAGUCCUGGAUGACUGUGAUAACAGUACACUCACAUUAAGUUUGCCCUCCAAUUCCUUUAACAUCAGAUUUGCUGUGGGAAUUUGCUGUAACUGGGCCGGGAAGAUGAAACGUCCCAAACAAAAACAGAAAUGAAGUGAGCUGCUGUGACACAGCAAAGUACAGAGAAUGAAAGUGAAAGUUUUUCACUCAGUCUGUGUGGGUGUGGUGUAGGUGCCAUCGGGGGCUUUCUAGACAUGGGGGGGGGUGAUGCCUCUGUGGUUUUGUACGGCUCACAUGAUGUGUUUUUGGCAAAGUGGAAAUUUUUGACUUUUCUGUUUCUAGCCUACACAAACAAGCGUAACAGUGUUUUCAUCACCUAAAUUUUCU